GGUGGCCGAUGAGUGCGCUAUUGAAUGCUUAGCUGAGUGGGUGGGCUUGGUCGAAAGAUCCAGAUGUCGAGCCCUAAAAUCAUCUUGUAGUCGAGAGAGUCACACAGCCAGGCUGUCGAGUUCAAGCAGAGCCGGGGUUUCAGCAGGGUAAGAGACCGUUGUAGAGAUGCUGUUCCGAGUAAGUAGUUUUGUCCUGCUUCUUCACACCUCAAAAGCAAAGCAGAAAACACCACCAUACCACAUGCCGGAAAUAAGCACUCCCAUCAUGCAGCAACAAACCAAGACAUCUGACCACUUAACCCACCUUCCUCUUUCCUUCCAGACCUUGUUGCGAACGAGGAAAAAGGGGCAGCUGCGUAAAUUAAUAUAUUGCACGCGAAGAGAAAGAGAGCAAAACGCAAGGGCCGAAACGUGUCUUGGUGUUUCUGCAGAUCCAGAAAUCAGACUCCACUUUCACCACUCUAUUAACCGAGUGCAAAGAGUGGAGAGGCGUGUGAAGCAAUGAAGAUCAUGGCUUUCCAACGACAUGCCAUCCUCUU
This is a messenger RNA of Aureobasidium pullulans EXF-150, 539 nucleotides long. RefSeq lists its product as uncharacterized. The transcript has a single exon. The record is from RefSeq and is a predicted model, not a curated record. Lineage: Eukaryota; Fungi; Ascomycota; Dothideomycetes; Dothideales; Saccotheciaceae. The coding region runs from base 167 to 505 and encodes 112 amino acids.